GCCGCCCCCCCUCCCUCUUGCCCCCCCUCUCCAAGACAUCUCUGCUUGUUUUCCCUCCCCUCUGACCCCCUCAGGGUCGAUCAUUGGCGCUUCCCUUAGCACGACAGGGCUAAGAUUGAGGUUUCCCCUCCAUCGGGCUCGCCCGUGAUCUUAUAAAUGCUAAUUCCUACCUCCUGCCCUACCUUGCAGAAGAAACCAUGCAGCGGUUCGUCCUUGCGAGUCCAGCUGCAGUCUCUUCCAACCGGGAUCAUCCAAGGAUCGCCAGACAGAAGACAGCGCGACUGACUUUAAUUUUUUCUCGAUUCUUGUUCUGACCUAAACAUUGCAUGGGACUGCAUUACUGUCUACAGGGUAUAUUGCCAUCGUCGUUUCAAGCCAUUCAAUUUAAUAUUAUAAUCUCUGCAUACCACCAAGCUGGAAUCCUACGCGAGUCCACCCCUCUCGCCGUCCAACUGGGCCUUCACCAUUGAUCCCUGGUGUGGCAUGGAUGGCGAUAAUCACCGACGCAGGAAGCACCAGUACGAUCGUCAUGGCCCUCCAGUAUCGUCAUCUGCUGCUGCUGCUGCUGCUGCUUCAACAUCCGGUGCCACAGAUCGGUUGAGAGCCCAAUCCACACGUGGUGGGAACCACGGUGCCUCGCGGAGAAAUCCCCGAGUCGCCUCCUCCUUCGCCGGCUAUGGAUACACAGACCAGGCAUCCUUCGCCGACCCUUCGUUCCAAGCCGGUUCCUUGCAGCCGGACGGUUUCCAGCCCUUCUCACCCGCGCAGACGCCGCAGCGCCAGCGCCAGCGCCAGCAUCACUUCACCUAUGACCCUCAGGCCGUGUAUCAGCUAGACCACCACCAACACCAUCAUCAGCAAGGUCACGCCCAGCAACAGGGGCCAUACGGCCUGCUGCCACCGUAUCAGGAACGGCAGUCUGCAGCGAUUGAUGUCAUGUCAAGUCAAUUUGCCGUUCCACAGUAUUUCUCGCCGACGACGGGGGUUGCGGCGGCGGCGGGAGUCGUGCCGCCAUACCUGCCAGCCUCUACUACUACCCCUUAUCAUCAGUCUCAACAACAGCAGCAGCAGCAGCAGCAGCAACAACGGCAACGCAAUUCCAUCUCCAUCGGCCGGGCCUCGCCUGCAACGCAGCCGUUCCCCGUCCCCAUGGCAGAUUUCACUUCGGUGAGUUCGACCGGACAGCCGCAGCACCAACAGCAGCAGCAGCAGGUGCCAGAGCCCGCGAAUCUGGACGAGGUGUUCGCACGGUUCCAGCGCGCCCUGCAGAGCACAUUGGAUGACACGCGUGCCGGCAGGCUCAUCGAGGCUAGCCGGUCGCUGCUGGAAAUCUCCGAAUGGUUGGUCACGAAUGCGCAGGAGCUUGGGAUCUUGCGUGACGAUCAACUGCUCCACUCCGAUCGUCUGCGACUCUGGAAUGAUUUCAACAUCUGUUGGCUAGCCCUCGGGCAAAGGCAGAAGGAAAUGACUCAGAGUCUGUUUGAAACAGGCUGCGCCCCGUCCGCAGCUGGUCUUUUGGAUAGUGUCAGCCUGGAGAACAUGGGCAAGGACCUGAUCCGCCUUUGUGACCAACUCGAGCAGCACGGGCUCGUCGACUAUCAAAUGGGUGUCUGGGAAGAGGAGAUCCUUUGUGUGCUCGAGCAAUGUCUAGAUUUGAUGGAGACCAGACCUGACCUACUGCGUCCUCAAGCGGUGCAGGGAACAGUGACCACCACCGCAGCCUCGAGGUCGUGAUAGGAGAAAGGAGAAGAAGGAGAAAGAAAAAAGAAAAAAAAAAUACUCCACUCUUCUUCUGGGCAGGAAGUCGACGAUUACGGGAUCUUCUCGGAGUGAGGCGUAGGGCUUCGGCCGAUAGGCUCUCGUUGAUGUCCCAUCUACAUGUGACGCUG
This is a messenger RNA of Penicilliopsis zonata CBS 506.65, 1889 nucleotides long. RefSeq lists its product as hypothetical. Bases 484 to 1734 code for a protein of 416 amino acids. The record is from RefSeq and is a predicted model, not a curated record. Lineage: Eukaryota; Fungi; Ascomycota; Eurotiomycetes; Eurotiales; Aspergillaceae. The transcript is spliced from 3 exons.